This is a messenger RNA of Hevea brasiliensis (rubber tree), 912 nucleotides long. RefSeq lists its product as uncharacterized. The coding region runs from base 127 to 912 and encodes 261 amino acids. The transcript has 3 exons. The record is from RefSeq and is a predicted model, not a curated record. NCBI's taxonomy places the organism in Eukaryota, Viridiplantae, Streptophyta, Magnoliopsida, Malpighiales, Euphorbiaceae.
CUUUCACUUCCAAAACAAAGACAAAGAAACCUUCUAUUUCAUAGACAAAUUAACCCUAUCAUAUCGUAGUAUAUAUAUAUAUAAACUUGUUACCCUUUAGCUUUUAGCAUUCUUUUCUAUUAAAUUAUGAAGAACGUUUCAAGAAACAAAUUUUUCCUGUGUUUCCGACCCGUUGUCGACAUGGAUCAACAAGUGCUUGACUCCAAUGCUCAUGUUAAUCACUCCAAGGAUCAGCCUUUAGCAUAUGCUGGCGUUGAAAACAAAAAGAAUGCGAAGCAUUUAAGGUCCAAAUCUUUGAUUUUGGAUUAUGGAUCCUCAACAAGUUUUGAAAAUUCAUUGAUUUUUGGUUCUCCGAGAAAGACAUUUUUCUCCCGAUCGAUCAAAGCUGUAUUUUUUUCAAUCUUCAUUGGUUUAAACCAAGAUAUUUACGGAUCAAGACUUAAUUCCUUGUCGUCAAAUAGCACAAAAUCUUUGGAUACAAGUGCUGGUGACACGGUAAAUAACGUGGACAAUGUCCAAGAAAUUAAAACGAAUUCGGUGUCUUUUUCAUCUUCAUCUUCAUCUAAAUCUGCAUCUUCAUUGAGUUCGUGCUCAUCUUGCUCAACUUCCAUAUCAGAACCAAAUAAUCUCUUAAAACCUCCAAAAACCAUGGGCAACUCCUUGAUAUAUUUACUACUUUUUAGUCUCACAAUGACUAUUUUUCUUGGAAAGCUCAAUGCAAUACUUUUCACAACGAUUUGGUUAUAUUUUCUGCCUCGCUUUCAUGUUUCGGACGAUAUUAGACCAUCAGAGGAUCCCACAAGUUUGGCCGAGAGAAAAGAGUCUAAAGAGUACAAGAAAAGGAUCAUAAUGGAAGGGCUACUUGAAAGGAACUACCGCCUGGCACCAGAGUCACACAGGAGGAGCGCCUAA